Molecule: messenger RNA, 960 nt
Organism: Adineta steineri
Lineage: Eukaryota; Metazoa; Rotifera; Eurotatoria; Adinetida; Adinetidae
Source: the annotation of a GenBank genome assembly
AUGAAUGAUAAACAAUUGUGUACAUUAAAACAACGUUUAUUAACAUAUUUAUAUAAACGUGCUAAACAGAGUAAUAAACAAUUACGUUUUAUUCAUUCAUUCAAUGAUUAUCUAGCUAGUAAAUUUUAUAAAGUACAAUUUUUAACAAAUAAUAUAAUCUUACUUAAAUUUGCUCAUGAAACAAUUGUUAAUAAACGUCAACAAGAACAACAAAUGCAUUAUGCAUUAUUUGUUGUUUAUAAUAUUCAAACAUCAACAAUUUUAAAUAUUUAUGAUGAUUCAUCAACUGAAUUAGCGACGAUAUUUGAAAAAUAUAAUGAUGAUUUUCGUUAUUCAUCAUCCUAUGGUUUAAUUAAUUAUAAAAAUUUAGAAUUUUUUCCAUUAUCAACAUAUGCUGGUCGUCGACAAUUUGAACAUAUGUAUUAUCAUUCAACAUCAACCGGUGAUUAUGAUUCAAUAAAACGUUUACUUAUGCAAUUACCAUUACGUACAAUAACACAUACAAUAUCUCCAUAUCUUGAUUUAAAUUUAUAUUCUUAUGAUGAUAAAAUUGUUCAUAUUGAUGAUAUGACAAAAACAUGUCCAAAUAAUCCUGUAAGAUUUUUUUCACGUGAUUGUCAAAGAAUGAAAUUUCAAUUAACAUUAACAAAUCGUUCAAUUAUUUUACCACAAUUUACAACUACAACAACAACAGACAAUUCAACAGCAGCAGCAACAACAACAACAACGGCGACAGCAACAGCAACGACGACAAUUGUUACACCAACUAUAACAAAUAAUAAUACAACAACAACAGCAAAUGCUUUACUUAUUCCAAAUACAUUAACACCUAAUCGUCGUACAACAUUAGCUACACUAUGGCAUCCAAUUGAACCAUUUUGUAUAACAAUACAACGAUGGCCAAGAGAUCUUGAUAAUAUACAUAAUUUUCAUUUAUAUCGACCACCGAAUUUACGAUGA